Diaporthe citri is the source of this 1407-nucleotide messenger RNA. RefSeq lists its product as uncharacterized. The record is from RefSeq and is a predicted model, not a curated record. The coding region runs from base 1 to 1407 and encodes 468 amino acids. The transcript is spliced from 4 exons. Gene Ontology annotation, biological process: fungal-type cell wall biogenesis; carbohydrate catabolic process. Lineage: Eukaryota; Fungi; Ascomycota; Sordariomycetes; Diaporthales; Diaporthaceae. Gene Ontology annotation, molecular function: mannan endo-1,6-alpha-mannosidase activity.
AUGAAGCUCUCGUCCGUGGCCUCGAUAUGGCUGGCAGGCGCCAUGGCGCCAAUGGCCUUGGCCCUUGAAAUCGACUGGAACUCAGAAGACUCGAUCAGGGAGGGCGCAUCGACGAUAGCAUAUGGCUUGAUGAAGUACUACACAGGAAACAACACCGGUGACGUGCCAGGCAACUUGCCAGACCCAUAUUACUGGUGGGAAGCUGGUGCAAUGUUCGGCGCGAUGGUGGACUACUGGGCAUACACAGGCGACGAGACAUACGUCAACUCGACAUACCAGGCCAUGCAACACCAAAUAGGCGACGACCAUGACUUCAUGCCGCUCAACCAGACCAAGUCAGAAGGAAACGAUGACCAAGGCUUCUGGGCACUGUCCGCCAUGUCAGCCGCCGAGUUGAACUUCCUCAACCCAAACCAGACCGAAGAAGGUGGAACCCAAUGGCUCGCCCUGGUGCAGGCCGUCUUCAACGAGUACGUCGGACGAUGGGAUGACGCAGACUGCGGCGGCGGACUACGGUGGCAGAUCUUCACGUUCAACAACGGCUACACAUACAAGAACUCCAUCUCCAACGGGUGCUUCUUCAACCUGGGCGCCCGCCUGGCGCGGUACACGGGCAACCAGACCUACGCCGACUGGGCGACCAAGGUGUACGACUGGAUGGAGGCGGUGGGCUUCAUCGACGACGAGUACAACAUCUACGACGGCGCGGGCUACGGCGACAACCAGAACUGCACCAACAUCGACCAGGUGCAGUGGACGUACAACGCGGGCAUCUGGCUGCACGGCAGCGCGGUCAUGUACAACUACACCAACGGGUCGGCCGAGUGGAAGACCCGCGUCGACGGCAUCCUCAACCACACCUCGCAGCAGUUCUUCCAGGACCAGGUCAUGUACGAGCCCGCCUGCGAGCCCGCCUUCCAGUGCAAGACCGACUCGCUCUCCUUCAAGGCCUACCUGGUGCGCUGGCUCGCGGGGACCGUGCAGAUGGCGCAGCACACCUACGACAUCAUCGGGCCCCUACUGUCCGCGAGCGCCGUGGGCGCCGCGCAGCAGUGCUCCGGCACGGCCACCGAGGCCGACGGGUACAAGGGCGUCAGCGGCACGGCCUGCGGCAUGCACUGGGUCGACGGCGCCGAGUGGGACGGCAUGAACGGCGUCGGCCAGCAGAUGGCCGCCCUGUCCGCCGUCUUCUACAGCCAGGUCAAGAACUGGAACGCCCCGACGCCCUACACCGCCAUCACGGGCGGUACCUCGACCGGUGACGUGAACGGUGGCCAGGACAAGACGGACGAGUCGCUCAGCACGCUCAAGCCCAUCACCGCCGGUGACAGGGUCGGCGCUGGGUUCUUGACCACGCUUGUCGCUGCGGGCCUGUUCGGUGGCUGCUUCUGGAUGGUCAAGGAGUGA